UGUCAUAAUAAUUAAAAAAGAAGAAUAAAGUAAUUCUCCUUAUUUCAGUUGCCGUCCCGUACCCCCACUUAGUUUCAUGUUAUGUUUCUCGAUACAUUGUGCUAGAAAGAGAUACCGCAAACCAGUCGAAGAGAUCUUGUCGUCAGUGGUGGCGGAGUGAGGGCUCACUCUAUGUUAAUAUAUACCUCUAUGGAACUACUUCAUGGGCAAUCAAAUCAUAACCUCACAAAUAUAGCUUUUGUUUUUAUACGUAUUUUCUGCGGUUUGUGAUUUUUCAACUGUUUUUCUUGGAUUUUUUUGCGUUUUUGAGCUCAUUUCAUGAUGAAACUUAAAAUCGCCGAAUAUAUGGCCUAUUUGCAAUGUUCUGCGCACUCUAAAUGUGUAGUUGAAGGUGAGAAUGUUUUAGAUGCGGGGCAUUUAAUAUUAGCUGGGAAAACUGUCCAGCAUUUGAACAAAAUAUUUAUUUAUGGUCUAUGUAUCCAAUCCAGUGCUAUUAACCAAAAUCCCCAUGAGAUCAAGGGUGAAUUAAUGACCAUUAAGGGCAAUGUUUUAAAGAUAAAUGCAAUGCAUUGUUCCUGUAAAGCUGGCAAUAGUGGACGAUGCAAACACAUUUCAGCAUUUUUAGUUAAAUGUGUAAGAGAAGAUAUUGAAAGUCUGGAGGAAAUUUCCCAAACAGAUAUUAAAUGUGUUUGGUCAAAUGAAAAGAAAAACACAAAAGCUAAAUACAAACCUGUUUCAGUUGAGGAAAUGCCAUGUUAUGAACAGAAGUGCACAAGAGAGAGAACAUCUGUGGAUAAUGCAGAUGUAUUAAACAUUUAUCGUAAGCAGCUUCCAAAUUGUUCAUUUGCACAACAUAGGCAAGGGAGAAGAGAUUACUCUACUACUGAAACCUAUGCUGUGGAGGAGAAUCCGAUUGUACAUAGUAUAAACAGUGAAUCUUCAGAAAUUCUAAAUAAUGCCUGCCAAUCCCCUGCAAUGAUGGAACUAUUUUCUGCCAAAGUUGGGUCCCAGAAGAAAUGCUGUGACACAUUUUUAUCCACAUUUAUAAACCAAAAUGUUAGUGAAAUAUCAAUAAAUAUGUCUCAAAGAUCUGAACAGUGGAACGACUUCAGAAAAUAUAGAAUUACUGGUAGUCAUGUUUAUGAAAUAUUCACAUACUCCAAAAACGAUUGGGAUACCAAAGCGAUAAAAUAUUUUUUUCCCAAGAAAUUUAGUAAUAAAUUUGUACGGUAUGGAAUAGAAACUGAAGGUUGUGCCAGAGAGGCUUUUAUUGAGCUUACUGGGGCCAACAUUAUUGACUGUGGCAUGGUUGUCUCUCAUUCAAAUGAAUGGUUGGGUUAUUCACCUGACGGAAUAAUUUUUGAAAAUGGAAAACCUGCUGUUCUGUUAGAAAUCAAAUGCUUAUAUGAAGGAAAAACUGCAAGCAUUUUAGAUGUCCUUAAAAAUAUAAAAUAUAUUUAUAAGGAAGGCACCGAAUAUAAGUUAAAGACAAAACACAAAUAUUAUGGUCAAAUUCAGUGUGGCAUGGCUUUACUCAACUUAAAUAAAACAGCCUUUGUCAUAUUUUGCAGCUACGACAGAUCAUUAUGUGUUAUUAAUGUUGAAUUUGAUUAUAAGUAUACUGUGAACAUGCUCAGGGUUGUAAAAGAGAAAUAUUUUAAUAAAAUGAUUCAUGUACUGUGUGAGAAGCAAAAAAAUACAGAAGAAGAAUCUGUCAAAAACUCAGAGAAAGAAAAUAUUGUCAACAAUUAAGUUACUCAGUUCACUAGUCAAUAAAAAUACCCCUCUCUCUCUCUCCUAUGGCGCUACAGCCCAAGUUGGGCCGGCCGUGGCCUCCCCCCACAUCUGCCUCAAAGUCCUGACUGCUCUCAUCCAGUUUGUUGUCCACACUCAAUAUCUCUUUAGCAUCGUUUCUCACUUCGUCUAUUUACCUCUUCCUACUGUCCAUUGUCCCACCAUGGCUCCGCUAAGCUUUCUACUUACAGUAGGAAAAAUGAAAGAAUACCCAUGAACGAACAUAUAAAACACGCUGUAUUUUCCUGUCACUGUGUCACACAAAAGAUUGGCCAGUGCAAGUAUAUGUAAUAAUUAUUAUUACAUGUACUUUGUGACACAGUGACAGGAAAAUACAGCGUGUUUUAUAUGUUCGUUCAUGGGUAUUUUUUCAUUUUUCUGACUGUACCUGGUCUUAUAAAGUGACAUGCCAAGAAAAGUCUUUGUAUUUUUACAUAUGUAAUUUGUUAUAGAGGAUUCUUUAUAAUGUUAGUACAACUCAUGGUUGAACCUUAUUCUCCAUAUACCAUUGUCACAAAUAGGUCCCUAUAUUGUCCUUAAUAUCUUUCUCUUAAAAGAAUUAACGUUUUUUCUAUCAUGAUCCAUGUUUCCAUACCAUAUGUUGCUAUUGGCUGUAUGAUGGCUUUGAAUAAAAAUACCAUAGUUAGUAAAAUAUUUAUUUUUAAUAUAGUUAUACAAAAAUAAUAAUUCUUUAUAAUUAUUGACUAUUUUAGAUAGCCUUAAUAUCUUUCACUUAAAAGAAUUAAUGUAUUUUCUUUCAUGAUCCAUGUUUCCAUACCAUAUGUUGCUAUUGACUGUAUGAUGGCUUUGAAUACAAAUACCAUAGUUAGUAAAAUAUUUAUUAUACAAAAAUAAUAAUUCUUUAUAAUUAUUGACUAUUUUAGAUAGCCUUAAUAUCUUUCACUUAAAAGAAUUAACAUAUUUUCUUUUAUGGUCCAUGUUUCCAUACCAUGUGUUGCUAUUGACUGUAUGAUGGCUUUGAAUAAAAAUACCAUAGUUAGUAAAAUAUUUAUUUUUAAUACAGUUAUACAAAAAUAAUAAUUCUUUAUAAUUAUUGACUAUUUUAGAUAGCCAUUAUUACCCCUCUUCAUAAGGGUGGUGAAAAAUCCCUUAUAUACAAGUAACUGAAGUAUUUUUAUCUAUAUUUGGGUGUCAUAUGCAGCAACAUAAACUAUUAGUUCAUAAGGUUGUAUUAUGCAACUUUCAAUAAUUUAAAUUUAGCAAUAGAUUGGUUUUGGUUUAUUACAUUAUCUUUUAUUUUGUAUAUAAUAUUGACGAUUUAUGUAAUUUCAGUAAAUUGUAUUUGCUAUUGUUUUUUCUCUAACUCUUUGUAAGCUUUGUCCAUAAAAUUAUAAAAUUUUCAGUGUCAAAGGAUAUAGUUGUUCCAUUUUAUCUUUGCCCAAACGUCAUGAUUCAUUUUCAAACAAUUUAAAUCAAAACAUUAAGGCCCGGUCUUUUCACCUCCAAAUAAAAGUUAUUCGGAGGUUUAUUUGACAGAUUUACAUGUAAUCUGCCGGAUAAACUUCCUAAUAAAUAGUUGUUCGGAGGUGGAAAGACCGGGGGUAAGUGAAACAUAUUAUGUUUAUGUGAAAUAUCAUAGAUACAUACUGUCAAUGUAAUAAUUAGAAAAUGGCUAUUAUCGUUGGACGUAUUUUAUAAAAUUAUAUUGUACAUUUUUAUAUUUAACUAAUUUAAUCCAUUUAACACAACUAAUGUGCUAGUGUCACUAUCACUGAAAAUGAUAAACGUCAAAAGUCAUAGAAAAAAAAAAGAGUGUGUACUUUGUAUGCACCUAAGAAAUUAUACUUCUAUUAUUAUCAUUUCAAUGGAAUAAAUAUAUUUUAAACAGUUUAA
Molecule: messenger RNA, 3648 nt
Organism: Diabrotica virgifera virgifera (western corn rootworm)
Lineage: Eukaryota; Metazoa; Arthropoda; Insecta; Coleoptera; Chrysomelidae
Exons: 4
Coding region: 319-1752 (477 amino acids)
Source: RefSeq, a predicted model, not a curated record